Heterobilharzia americana is the source of this 1353-nucleotide messenger RNA. Lineage: Eukaryota; Metazoa; Platyhelminthes; Trematoda; Strigeidida; Schistosomatidae. The record is from the annotation of a GenBank genome assembly.
AUGCCGUUUGGUUUGACAAAUGCUGCUCAAACAUUCCAAAGAUUUAUAGAUCAGGUACUCCAUGGCUUACCUUUCGUCAGUGCAUACAUAGAUGACUUAAUAGUAGCUAGCGCAUCUGAAACAGAGCACCUGCAACAUCUGAGGACGCUUUUCGAACGACUGCGUGAAUAUGGCAUUACAAUCAAUCCGCAGAAAUGCGAAUUUGGCAAGGAAUCCCUACAGUUUUUGGGUCACAUUGUUAAUGCCAACGGUGUUAAACCGGUUCCGCAAGAAGUAGAUGCAAUUCGAGAAUAUCCUGUUCCAGACUCGUUUCGAAAGCUGCGAAGAUUUCUGGGGUUAAUAAACUUCUAUCGACGUUUCAUACCUAAAUGUGCUGAAGUAGCCCAACCGCUGACAGAUUUAUUGCAAGGACGAGCCAAAGUGUUUCACAUGACCCAAGCGGCCCAUGAUGCUUUUGACAAACUGAAGCUGGCUCUAAGUUCUGAAACUCUUCUCUCUCGUCGUGAUUCAGAAGCACCACUAGCCAUCAUGACAGACGCUUCAAAUGUUGCGGUAGGCGCAGUACUACAACAGUUUGUUCACGGUCAGUGGGAACCAUUAUCUUUCUUCUCGAAACGACUUAAUGCUUCUCAAUCGCGAUACAGUACAUUCGGCAGAGAGCUACUGGCGAUUUACUUGGCUAUCAAGCACUUCAGAUAUAUGCUCGAAGGGUACUCAUUUAUAGUAUUCACCGACCAUAAGCCACUCACAAAAGCAAUUGAUGCAAAGCAUGACAACUACUCGCCCCGAGAAAUUCGACAUUUAGAAUUUAUUUCACAAUUCACUUCAGAUAUAAGGUAUAUCAAAGGCAGCAAAAAUGAGGCAGCUGAUGCUUUGUCUCGUAUGUACGUAAACGUCUUAGAACGUGACCGUAUUGACCUAGCAGAAAUGGCAAAGUUGCAGGCCACGGAUGAGGACUUGAAACAUUUGAAAAACAAUGUGAACACCUCAUUACGUCUUGAAGAAGUGACACUUGAUGACUCUGUAUCCAUCACCUGUGAUGUAUCCAAGGGUAAACCGCGCCCGUUUGUGCCGUUAUCAAUGAGACGAUUAGUCUUCUCUAAGAUGCAUGGCAUUUCACAUCCUGGUAUUCGAGCUACGGUGAAGUUAAUUACUGACCGAUACGUCUGGCCAAAGAUGAAUCGAGAUCUUCGACAGUGGUCCAGAGCUUGUUUAGCGUGCCAGCGAUCGAAAGUGCAAAGACAUAUUCUUUCACCUACGGGAAGAUUUUCCCACCGGAUGGCAGAUUUGACCAUAUACACGUUGACAUCGUUGGACCACUACCUCCGUCAAAUGGUUUUAGCUACAUUUUAA